AAAUAGACAAAAGAUACCCGCCUACAAACAAUUUCCAGGCCCAGUAACUAUUUUUUUUAACGCAUAUCGGGAGAGUUUCGUCAUAUACAGUCCAUAUUGCCAGCCAUGAAGUUGGAUACCAGAGCAAUGCGCCAUCUGGCGUCCGAGGACUGGCGAGUCCUCACAGCUGUCGAAGCAGGCAGCAAGAAUCACGAAAUCGUGCCCACGCCUUUAAUAGAAAAACUAUCCCGCCUCCGAGGCGGCGCAAGCGGCGUCCACAGGAGCAUCUCUACCCUCGCCAAAGUCGGCCUCAUCGCCCGUGUCAAAGAGGCCAAAUACGAUGGAUACCGCCUGACAUAUGGAGGUCUUGACUACUUAGCACUACACACUCACGCCAGCCGCAAAGAUGUCUACAGCGUCGGUAACCGAAUCGGUGUCGGAAAGGAAAGCGACAUCAUGGUUGUCGCAGAUCACUCCGGCAAGCAGUGCGUAUUGAAGAUCCAUCGCUUGGGACGAAUUUCUUUCCGAACGGUAAAAUCCAACCGAGACUACCUAAAAAACCGCAAUGCGCAGUCAUGGAUGUAUCUCUCAAGGCUCGCCGCCAUGAAAGAGUACGCCUUUAUGAACGCGCUCUACGAGGAAGGCUUUCCAGUGCCGUCACCCAUAGCGCAAUCCAGGCAUACCAUCGUCAUGUCCCUGAUAGACGCAUUCCCCCUUCGACAAAUAAGCGAAGUCCCCGACCCAGCCUCUCUCUACGCAGAACUCAUCUCACUUAUCCUCCGCCUGGCGAGCCACGGCCUAAUCCACGGCGACUACAACGAAUUCAACAUCUUGAUUAAGGAGAUUAAAUCGACAGCUGAGGAUGGCACAGAGUCUAUCAAGCUCGAACCAGUUAUUAUCGACUUUCCACAAAUGGUGUCUAUGGAGCAUGUGAACGCUGAAAUGUACUUUGACCGAGAUGUCAAUUGUAUCAAGCGCUUCUUUUUACGUCGAUUCCACUUCACUCCCACUCAGCCCGGGCCUUUCUUCAAAGACGCAAAGAAGACUGUCGGAAAGAACGGACUCACGCGGCUUGAUGCUACCGUAGAGGCAUCAGGCUUCACCAAGAAGAUGCUGAAGGACCUCGAGGCGGCCAUCAAAAAGAAAGAGGAAGAUAAAGAUGGGCAAGAGGGAGUAGAAGACGAGGAGGAUGAGGACGACGAUGAAGACAGCGACGAUGAAGAAGAGGUAGAAGAUGAUGAUGAAGGAGAGGGGAGCGGCAGUGGACAAGAGGGUUUGCUAAGCGAUGGUCUGUCUCAGGGCCUCUUGCAGGAUGAGCCGGCCAUAAGCAAAGUCAACCAGGAAAUGGCGGGGUUAGCCGUAUAAUCUGUGUUUUAUUCAAAAUCUAAUGAAUCAAGAAAAUGGCAAGCGAAAAUUAGAAGUCAUACUCUUUUAGAGGCACGGUAAAAUACAGGAUAUGGACACUGGGGUGAUGGGAUAUUAUAGCUUCAUCAUUGUGUGUGUCAAAACGAUACUAACGCCGCCAAACUUUUGCCACAGCUACCAUUACCUAGACUCUAAAGUACACAAGGCACAUAAAAUGAUCCC
This is a messenger RNA of Trichoderma asperellum CBS 433.97, 1566 nucleotides long. RefSeq lists its product as uncharacterized. Gene Ontology annotation, cellular component: cytosol; preribosome, small subunit precursor; nucleus. Gene Ontology annotation, biological process: protein phosphorylation; maturation of SSU-rRNA. The record is from RefSeq and is a predicted model, not a curated record. NCBI's taxonomy places the organism in Eukaryota, Fungi, Ascomycota, Sordariomycetes, Hypocreales, Hypocreaceae. Gene Ontology annotation, molecular function: protein serine/threonine kinase activity; ATP binding.